AUGAACGUAGCAACACCUAUCACCCUAGUGGUGAUAGUGUAUCUCGUUACCAUCCUUGAUGCCACGUAUCUUGAUCGCCCACUUUGGGUAGUAGAUAAAGGUAGACAGCAGUCUCCACCGUACGCUAACGAAGAAUCACAUCUUGGUCAAUUUCAAGCGGGAAAUAAACAGCCCUGGAUAGUACCGGAACCAUACUAUCCGCAGCGCUUCGGACCAACGAAUCAGGAGUGGAUGGAAAAUCAGCAACACCCACAGGAAGCACCGAAUGCAGCUCUAUUGGUUCGUGAAGAGCGUCCUCCAUUAGACAGCUUCAUUCCAAGUCAAGGGAACGACGGAUGGAACCUGCCAGAUACGGCAAGGAUGAACCAACAGCAGCAGCAGCAUUAUAAAAAACCUUUAAUCUCGCUGAAGCCCCAAGCACAUUCUGAGCCCGAACGGUACGAGGUAGAUGGUAAACAGGGAUGGAAUUGGGACCCUAAGCCCGAAAACUCUCAGCCAAACAAUUAUCAACCACAGUUCCAAACUCAAGCACAGUAUCAACCAUACAAAACGGAUUCAUAUCAAUCUAAUCCUGAAGUUCAGGCUAAGCCCGAAAACGCACAGUCAAACAAUUAUCAACCCCAAAUCCAAACUCCAGAAAAGUAUCAACUGUAUUGGACGGAUUUGUAUCAACCUAAUUCUGAAGUUGAGGCUAAGCCCGAUAAUUCACAGCUAAACAAUUAUCAACCUCAGGUCCAAACUCCAGAAAUGUAUCAACCAUAUAGGACGGAUUUGAAUCAACCUGAAGUUGAGGUUAAGCCUGAUAAUUCACAGCCAAACAAUUAUCAACCACAGUUCCAAACUCAAGAAAAGUAUCAACCAUAUAGGACGAAUUUGUAUCAACCUAAACCUGAAGUUGAGGUUAGGUCCGAUAAUUUACAGCUAAACAAUUAUCAACCACAGUUCCAACCUCAAGCACAGUAUCAACCAUACAGGACGGAGUUUUAUCAACCCAAACCUGAAGUUGAAGUUCAACCUGAAACUCCUCAACUAAACAAUUAUCAACCACAGUUUCAAACUCCAGAAAAGUAUCAACUGUUUAGGACGGAUUUGUAUCAACCUAAUCCUGAAGUUGAGGUUAAGCCCGAUAAUUCACAGUUAAACAAUUAUCAACCCCAGGUCCAAACUCCAGACAAGUAUCUAACAUUUAGAACGGAAUUUUAUCAACCCAAACCUGAAGUUGAGGUUAGGCCUGAUAAUGCACAGCCAAACAAUUAUCAAUUAUCACAGUUCCAAAUUCCAGAAAUGUAUCAACCAUAUAGGACGGAGUUUUAUCAACCCAAACCUGAAGUUGAGGCGAAGCCCGAUAAUUCACAGCUAAACAAUUAUCAACUACAGUUCCAAACUCCAGAAAUGUAUCAACCAUAUAGGACGGAUUUGUAUAUACCUAAACCUGAAGUUGAAGUUCAACCUGACACUCCUCAACUAAACAAUUAUCAACCACAGUUCCAAACUCCAGAAAAGUUUCAACUGUAUAGAAUGGAUUGGAGUCAACCUGAAAUUGAGACUAAGCCCGAAACCCCUCAACUAAACAGUUAUCAAUCACAGUUCGAAGCGCAAGAAAAGUACCAACCAUACAGGACGGAUUUAUAUCAACCAAAACCUGAAGUUGAGGUUAAACCUGAUCAACCACAGUUCCAAACUCCAGAAAAAUAUCAACCAUUUAGAACGGAUUUGAAUCAACCUAAACCUGAAGCUGAAAUCCACAUGCCGUCUAACCAACUUAAGCCGGAAACCAACCAGCCAAAUGUGGAACCAAAUGUGGAGCCAUUCUCAUCAAAUCCUGAAUACGUGCAGCAAAACUCUUCUCCAACGCGUCCUCAAGAGGUACAGCAAAGCUUUAAUCCAUACCCAUCGCGUCCUGUAGUCGAAUUGUAUCAGCCCAGCCCAUCUUUUGUAGAGCCUGCAAAUCAACAACCUACACAGCAGCCAUCGAAACCUGCAGAGAUGCCUAACAAAGUGAGGGAACCAACCAAUCAACCAGAGGAUCGGGUUGACCAAACUCCGCUUAGUAACACGGGCUACUACCCGUUGAAGUCGCAGGAAUCAUGGUAUUCGUAUCAGCAGAACCCGACGGAAGGCCUUCAAACCUCUGUACAACAAGUUGGAUCAGAUACGCGUGUGGGAGAAAGUCAGUCCAUCUAUUCAUUGCCAUCCCAGCAGGAUGAUCGCGAACCUAUCGUUGUGAAACUUAAACCCUUUGACCCGCCCGCCCAGCAACAGGAAAUUCGUAUACCAUCACAACCGCGUCCAAACCAUCCGAUGGAGCAAAUACCGGAAGAGCCAAUGUACCAGCAGAACCGUUUGCCAUCGACUGCCUGGGAAACGCCGUACAAACCACAGCAAGCUCCAGUUAUGCCAAAACCUCAACCACAACAACGUCCACCGGUAGUCGAACCUAUGUACAACCAAAGACCGCAGACGUACUACGGAACUAACGAUGACGAUGAUGAGGAAGUCGUGGGUAAGUACGAAAAACUCAUUAUGCGUUUUGAUGCACGAUGCCCACGUGAUGACGAUCCGGCCAAGCCUGUACACUUGCCGAGCGCAACCAGUUGCGUGAAGUUCCAGAAGUGCUUCAACGGAAUCGCAUAUGAGAUGAGCUGCCCGUCGGGGCUGGAAUUUGACGCUAAGAACAAUCGGUGCGAUUAUCCGGCCCGUGCUAGAUGCUCGGUUUGA
Messenger RNA from Anopheles moucheti, 2718 nucleotides. RefSeq names its product adhesive plaque matrix protein-like. Gene Ontology annotation, cellular component: extracellular region. The record is from RefSeq and is a predicted model, not a curated record. The coding region runs from base 1 to 2718 and encodes 905 amino acids. The transcript has a single exon. Lineage: Eukaryota; Metazoa; Arthropoda; Insecta; Diptera; Culicidae. Gene Ontology annotation, molecular function: chitin binding.